Messenger RNA from Telopea speciosissima, 2231 nucleotides. Its product is annotated as pentatricopeptide repeat-containing protein At1g11290, chloroplastic-like. NCBI's taxonomy places the organism in Eukaryota, Viridiplantae, Streptophyta, Magnoliopsida, Proteales, Proteaceae. The coding region runs from base 81 to 2018 and encodes 645 amino acids. The record is from RefSeq and is a predicted model, not a curated record. The transcript has a single exon. Gene Ontology annotation, molecular function: RNA binding; protein binding. Gene Ontology annotation, biological process: RNA modification.
GUGGGCUGGUGACUGCAAGUUCGAACUAAGAAUCACACCCACAGGAAAAUGAAGGACGAAAAAAGCGAGAUGAUGAGAAAAUGCUCCUCCGAUUCCCGGUCUAUUACUUACGACGCUCUCUGGCAGUAGCAGCAGCGGCAAUAAUCACCAACUCAUCAUUUUCCCGCGCUGCAACGAACUGCAGAUAUUCGUCUACGUACCCGGAAAUCGAUUUCGUCUCCUGCAACGAUCAGAUUGCGUGCGAUGUGGAGAAGGAGUCGAGUUAUGAGAAACAGGAGCUCUUCGCUCGGUUGCUGCGAAAUGGGUCAGUAUCCAAACCUCAUUACCUCAGCAGAUUUGUGUCUGCCUGUGCACACUCGUCAUAUCUGUCCGCGGGAGAGCAAGCUCACUCCGCAAUUAUCAAGCUCGGCUUUGAUUCUAACGUAUUCAUCAAUAGUGCCCUCGUACAUUUGUAUGGUAACUGUGACAGCAUUUCGUCGGCACGACAGAUGUUCGAUGAAAUGCCUGAUAGAAAUGUGGUCUCUUGGAAUUCUUUGAUUACCGCUUAUCUUCAUGCCGGGUUUCCCCAUAUUGCCGUUGAAGUGUUCUUGGAGAUGCUCAGACUUGGUUUUGCUCCAAAUCCAUCCACUAUCUCUGCUCUUCUAGUGGCUUGCUCACGAGUAAAAGCAGGGGAGUUGGGAAUUCAGGUACAUGCUCUUGGUCUGAAGUCUGGUGUUUCGUCUAAUGUCUUCGUGGGAACAGGCUUGAUUGACAUGUACUCGAAGUGCUCAAAUAUUGACGAUGCGAAGAGAGUGUUUGAUCACUUGCCAGAUAGAAAUACAGUUACGUGGACUUCAAUGGUCACUGGAUAUGCACAUCAUCAACAAUCUAAUGAGGCCAUGAUUCUGACAAGAGAAAUGCGGCGUUUGGGUGUUAAACUGAAUAGCAUAACCUAUAACAGUCUUUUGAGCUCAUUUUCUAGUCCGAAUGAUUUGGAUCAUGGCAAGCAAGUUCAUUGCCAAGUAAUCGAACAAGGCUUGGAGUCCAGCACAUAUAUAGUAGUUUCCCUCAUGACCAUGUAUUCAGAAUGUGGUUCUUUGGAGGAAUUCUGUAAGAUGUGCCCUACCAUGUCAACCCGGGAUCAGAUAAUAUGGAACUCUGUCAUUGCUGGUUUUUCUCAUUUAGGAAAGGGUGAGCAGGCCCUUGAAUGCUUUGCUAGAAUGCGGAAGGCUUGUAUAACAAUUGAUUUCUUCACGUUCACAAGCGUCCUAAGAGCUAUAGGAAUCCUCUCAGCUUUGGAAGAAGGGAAGCUAACUCAUUCUCUGAUUCUCAAAACUGGGUAUGCAUCACAUGUUAAUAUCCAGAACGGCCUUGUUUCCAUGUAUGCAAGAUGCGGCUCAAUUGAUGAUUCAAAGCAGGUCUUCUCAUCAAUGGAUCAACCUGAUUUGGUUUCAUGGAAUUCACUCCUAUCUGGAUGUGCUCAACAUGGUUAUGGUAGGGAGGCUGUUGAUUUGUUUGAGCACAUGAGAAGAACUGGUAUCAAACCAGACCAAACCACUUUCCUUUCAGUGCUCUCUGCAUGUAGCCAUGUUGGGUUGCUUGAUAAGGGGCUUGAAUGUUUUGAUUUGAUGAGACGUGAUAAUUCACUGGAACCUCCAAGAGUAGAGCACUAUGCUUGCAUUGUUGAUAUACUUGGUCGAGCAGGGCGUCUGUAUGAAGCGGAAAACUUUGUGAAUAACAUGGGUAUAGAGCCAGGACCCUCGGCCUACAAAGCUUUGCUGAGUGCCUGUCAAGUUCAUGGAAAUGUAGAUAUCGCAAUGCGUUCUGCCAAGAAACUUCUUGAACUGUGGCCUAAUGAUCCUGCAACAUAUGUGUUGCUAGCAAAUAUCUUGGCAACUGGGGGUUGUUGGGAGGAUGCCACAGAAAUACGCAAACUUAUGUGUGAGAGGGGAGUGAGGAAGAAGCCAGGUUAUAGUUGGAUUGAAGUUAACAACCAGAAUUAUGCUCCUCUGUUAGAAGGGGGAACUGGUGACUUGUAAUGCACCAGUGUUGUGGAAGUGCUCACACAGUAGAUAGUCAUGCCUCUGAUGGUUGGAUUGGAAUGAUCUAACUGUUAUCAUGUCCAUGUUAUUGUUAUUGAGGGACACUCAACUAUUUUGAAUUGUGUGACUGAUCUAACCCACACCAUAAAUUUCAAAUAUUUUUUUGCUUUUUUCAGAUAGAUGUAAAAUGUUGUUGAAGUUAUGCAAAAC